This is a messenger RNA of Malassezia restricta, 528 nucleotides long. Its product is annotated as large subunit ribosomal protein L11e. Bases 1 to 528 code for a protein of 175 amino acids. The transcript is spliced from 3 exons. The record is from RefSeq and is a predicted model, not a curated record. NCBI's taxonomy places the organism in Eukaryota, Fungi, Basidiomycota, Malasseziomycetes, Malasseziales, Malasseziaceae. Gene Ontology annotation, cellular component: ribosome; cytosolic large ribosomal subunit. Gene Ontology annotation, molecular function: RNA binding; structural constituent of ribosome. Gene Ontology annotation, biological process: translation.
AUGGCGGAAUCGAGCAAGGCGAUCAACCCCAUGAGGGAAUUGAAAGUUGACAAGCUCGUCAUCAACAUCUCGGUGGGUGAGUCGGGUGACCGUCUCACGCGUGCCACCAAGGUGCUGGAACAGCUGACGGGUCAGACGCCCGUGACGAGCAAGGCUCGCUACACGCUCCGUGGUUUCGGUAUCCGCCGUAACGAAAAGAUUGCUUGCCACGUUACAGUCCGUGGUGCGAAGGCUGAGGAAAUUCUUGAGCGUGGUCUCAAGGUGAAGGAGUACGAGCUUCAAAAGCGCAACUUUUCGGAGACGGGCAACUUUGGUUUCGGUAUCACCGAACACAUUGACAUGGGUAUCAAGUACGACCCUGGUAUUGGUAUCUUUGGUAUGGACUUUUACGUCUGCAUGACCCGCCCUGGUGCUCGUGUGGCCCGUCGCAAGCAGCGUGUUGCCCGCGUCGGUGCGUCCCACCGUGUCCGCAGGGACGAGACCGCCGCCUGGUUCAAGCAGCGCUUUGACGGUAUCAUCCUCCAGUAA